AGUUCGGGAGUCGCCCGCUCUCUAGAAGAUGGCUCCACGGGGCCAAACUGAUGGCCCAUCCCAUUGUAGCCGUGCUCUAUUAUAUACAAGCACACUACUACUCUCCCACGCCAGUGGCGCAGGCCGCACCGGGGCCUCUCACAUCUGGAUGCCGGUCUCUGUUCCAUGUGCUUCCCUGCCCGCCUCGGUCCGUACGCCAGUCCCGGCGCCCCCUGAUCUUGGGUCCCAGUCUCCGUACCAUAUGCAUCCCGUACGUGCUCAUUUUCGGUGACUUCCUAUAGUGCCCCCAUGCGCUCAUCGCUCGCUCGGUCUGCACGCCAGUCCUGACGCCCCUUGGAUUCGGGUCUCGAUCUCCGUUCCAUGCGUGCUCCGUGCAAGCGCCUCACUCGGCUUUUCUUCGGCGCUCCACGUGCUGUGGCUGUGCCGCUUCAUCGGACUGCCAGCCUGUCUCGCUCGGCAUCUGCUCGGCCUGCCCUUUGACGCCCUGCUCCACCCUCGCCUCGCUGGUAGGCCCACCUCACGCAGUGCCCGCCCCCUGCGCCUGGUGUCUUGUAUCACCGCAGUGACGCCCCGCGGUCAACGCUCUGACCCUCACCCUCCUGCCCUCAACCUCCUGAUCCC
This is a messenger RNA of Laetiporus sulphureus 93-53, 621 nucleotides long. RefSeq lists its product as uncharacterized. Bases 51 to 281 code for a protein of 76 amino acids. Lineage: Eukaryota; Fungi; Basidiomycota; Agaricomycetes; Polyporales; Laetiporaceae. The record is from RefSeq and is a predicted model, not a curated record. The transcript is spliced from 2 exons.